Molecule: messenger RNA, 846 nt
Organism: Brettanomyces bruxellensis
Lineage: Eukaryota; Fungi; Ascomycota; Pichiomycetes; Pichiales; Pichiaceae
Exons: 1
Coding region: 1-846 (281 amino acids)
Cellular component (GO): plasma membrane; endoplasmic reticulum
Molecular function (GO): oxidoreductase activity
Source: RefSeq, a predicted model, not a curated record
AUGGCCUCAGAUCAGCUUAUUUUGUAUUCAGCGUUAUCUGCAUUGACUAUCAUUUUAGUCGGUGUCUUUCUCUCCAAAGGAGAACCCAAAGAGAGGAAAGUGCUUACGAAUGAGAAAUUCCAGAAGUUCCCAUUGGUUGCAAAGGAAAAGGUCAACCACAACUCAACAUUGUACACGUUUGGUCUUCCAAGAUCGACUGAUGUUCUUGGACUCCCCGUUGGGCAGCAUAUUCAGAUCACUUCUGAAAUCAAAGGUAAGAAAGUUGUGAGAUCUUACACUCCAACCUCGCUAGAUGAGGACGCAAAGGGUAAGUUUCAACUUUUGAUCAAGGUGUACCCCAACGGUAACGUGUCCAGAUACAUUGAUGGGCUCCAAAUCGGCGAGUCGAUCAAGGUGAAGGGUCCCAAGGGAUUUUUCACCUACACUCCCAACAUGGUUUCCAGUCUAAGCAUGAUAGCUGGAGGAACCGGUAUUACACCAAUGUACCAGAUCAUCAAGGCCAUUUGCAACAACCCUGGUGACAAGACUGAGGUGAAUCUACUCUACGCCAACGUCUCUGAGGAGGACAUUCUUCUCAGAAAGGAGUUGGAUGAGCUUUCCAAGGAGCACAGUAAUAUUCAUGUUUAUCACGUUUUGAACAAACCUCCUGAAGGAUGGAGUGCUGGUACUGGGUUCAUUGACAAGGAUUUGAUGGCAAAGAAGUUGCCGGGCCCUUCGGACGAUAGCAAAUUGUUGCUCUGUGGCCCACCUCCUAUGGUUUCUGCGCUCAAAAAGGCAGCAGUCGAAUUGGGCUUCCAGAAAGCCAAGCCUAUCUCGAAGCUUGCGGAUCAGGUGUUUGUGUUUUAA